Molecule: messenger RNA, 2895 nt
Organism: Bathycoccus prasinos
Lineage: Eukaryota; Viridiplantae; Chlorophyta; Mamiellophyceae; Mamiellales; Bathycoccaceae
Exons: 2
Coding region: 1-2895 (964 amino acids)
Cellular component (GO): nucleus
Molecular function (GO): protein binding; ATP hydrolysis activity
Source: RefSeq, a predicted model, not a curated record
AUGCCGACGCAAGACAUGGAACGAUUCGUCGAACUCUCGCACCGAGAAGAAGAACUCGACGACGAAGACGUAGAAAAUGAGAACAAUAACAACGAGAAUAAUAAUAACGAUGACACUAUGAAUAACAACAACAGCGUGGGGGGGUCGUUCGAAACGACCACCGAGAAAAACCGGAGGAUGAUGGAACACAGCAAAAGUCACCCGAGGAUGUUGAAGAGUAACGCCACGUCGCACGUGUGGCCUCUGGGCGCGUUGGCGGAACUUUUAGACAACUCUCAAGAUCGCGAGUGUGGGUCGACGAGAGUCGAAGUUGACGCGUACGUUUUGAACCCAUCGAGAGAUAAAGGCGGGUAUUGCAUCACGGUCCAAGACGACGGCGUUGGAAUGGAUCGAGCCAGAUUGAAUAACAUGUUAUCGUUUGGUUUCUCCGAUAAAGAGCAUCUUUCUGGCAACGUCGGGAGGUUUGGUAUCGGUUUCAAAUCUGGAUCGAUGCGUUUGGCAGACGACGCUUUGAUUUUAACAAAGAGAGACGGAAUGGCGCACUGCGCGUUGCUUUCGCAGUCGUUUUUAGACGCGAUAGGAGCGGACGACAUUUUGAUCCCGAUGUUUUCGUGGAAGAUGGAGGAUGGGGGCAGGUACCUGGCAUCGGAGCCGACGGACGCGACGGAGUGGUCCUCGAACAUGGCGAUUAUUGAAAACUAUUGCUUCACGAAAUCGGAGAAGGAAUUGUUGACGGAAAUGGACAAGAUUCAAGGGUCGCACGGGACGAGAGUGGUUUUGUUCAACUUACGAAAACGCGAAGGCGAAAGCAACGGCGAGGGUGAGAGAGAGCACGAAUUUGACUUCUCCGUUGGGAACGAUAUUCGCAUGUUAGGCGAUACGGAGGACAAAAACAACCGAGGCUUGUCGAGUAAAAACACGAGUCGACGCCCUGUGUUUCAACAACACCGAGACGGACAGCAAGCCACGCUGGACGUGCCAGAAGAUUAUUCGCUGAGAGCCUACAUGGAAGUAUUGUAUUUACGACCGAGGUGUGCGUUUUAUUUGCGCGGAGAGAAGAUUCAACCUCGAUGUCCCAUCUCUCGAUUGACGAAGGAGUAUUACGUCUUUCCGGAAUACAAACCGAAAGGUUUAGCGUACGGUAUAACCGUCCAUUGCGGGUACAUCGAGGAAAACUCGAAAUUGUGCGGCUUCCACAUUUAUAACAAAAAUCGUUUGAUUCGAUUGUACCAACGCUUUGCGAGUCAGUUGCAAGCGAAUUGCAUGAUGAAGGACAUGCUUGGCGUCAUCGAGGCGGAUUGUUUGGAGCCGACGCACAAUAAGCAAGCGUUCAAGGAAUCCGACAUGGCGUAUCAUCGCAUGAAAAAACACGUCACGCAGUGUAUGAACGAUUAUUACUUUGGCGUGCAGAAUUUACGCUCGGCGGGUAAGAAUGGACGCGAGCGCGUCGUCGGAAAAGCGGUGACGCGACCGAAAGGAAAAUUGUCGUUGGGUAAAAAACGCAAGCAAGCCGCGACGGAUAUCAUCGAAGACGCCCCCGGCGCCGGCGCCGAUACCGAAGACUCGAAGUUGAUGAACGCGGCGAAAGCGAACAGACCAAUCAACCGGUACAAAGCCAUCUUGCAAAGACUGAUGUCCGACAGGAACGCGUUUCCAUUCUUAGAAAAAGUCGAUCCAAUCGCGUUGGACAUUCCUGAUUAUUUAGACAUCAUCUCGCACCCGAUGGAUUUCGGGACGAUUUUUAAACGCUUAGAACCGGAGGAUGAACAUGGCGUUCCGCUCGAAACGACGUAUUAUACCGACAGCGAUCCGUCAAAGUUCGCCAACGACGUGCGCUUAGUCUUUGCCAACGCAUUCACGUACAACAAACCGUCCGAGCUCGUGUACGUUCAAGCGGAAAAACUGGCGCAACUCUUCGAACGCGAGUGGGUGUACAAGUUUCCUUCGUCGGCGUACGGCGCCGGAGGGAGCCUCCAACCGGAAAUGUUAAAGAAUAAGAUCAAAAAUUUGUUGGAGACGGAGAAGAUGCUCAAGAAGAACGCGAACAAGAAAAGAAAGAAAAUGGCGGCGGCGGCGGCGGCGGCGGCGGCGGAGGUAAAGAAGGAACAACCGACUGGGGACGUCCUCAAGACGGAGAACGGCCCUGCAACAGCGGACGCCAACGGAGAAGCAGCCAAAGCGACGCCAAUGGAAGUAGAAGGAGAAGAUCUCGAAGAUGGCGACGACGAUGACGACGACGACGACGAGGGCCCGGCAAAUCCGGACGACGAGUUAAACGUCCAAAUCGUUCUCGACACCUACGACGACGCCGCCAAAAAGAAAUGGAUGGAAGCGCAAGUCGAAGAAGUGCUUGAAAUGAAGCAAAAAAUGCGCAACCAAUCCACUAUCGUCAUCGAGCAACAAACAAAAAUCGCUAACCUCGAGCAAAACUUGAAAAACGCGAUACAAGACCUUGACGUCGCCUCACUCAAACGAGGCUCCAAAGGCUCCAAAAAGCAAGUCGAUGCUGCAAACAGUCACAUCGUGAACCAGUUGGCAGAAGCGCGACAACAAAUCAUCGACCAACGCCUGCGCAUCCAAAAACUCCAAAAAGCGGCGCAAGUCAGAAACGGCAACACGUUAAACCAAGCCAUUCAACCGGUCCCAGCUGGUCUCGAAAAUCUCGCCAAGCAAGGCGAACAAAACCAGAUCAUUCGCAUGGACGACGCCAACAUCGGCGUCGAGCAAAAAGAGCUCCUCCAAGCGUUGCACGCCGCCACGGACAAGUUGGAAAAGCAAUACACUUUGCUACAGUUGGAAAGACAACGCGCCAAAGGAUUGGAAGAAAAAUUGAAAGAGGAGCACGAGAAGGCGCAGCAAAUUCAACGGUUGAUCGGGAAUAGCGGCGCCAAUUGA